This is a messenger RNA of Temnothorax curvispinosus, 1492 nucleotides long. RefSeq lists its product as uncharacterized. The transcript has 2 exons. The coding region runs from base 536 to 1492 and encodes 318 amino acids. NCBI's taxonomy places the organism in Eukaryota, Metazoa, Arthropoda, Insecta, Hymenoptera, Formicidae. The record is from RefSeq and is a predicted model, not a curated record.
GUCCUUAAUUGAAUUCCUGGCAAUCCCGUUUUAAUUAUUUUCAAUCUUUUUUCGUUUGCUGGGAAGACAAGAAGUUACAAUUGAAGUUGUUGGAUGGCAAGGAUGAGCCUUUACCAAGAAUUAUAGAAACCUGCAAAGUUUUCGAGGCUGCUACCGCCAACAAACAACUGCUGGACCGUAACCAAGGAAAUUCAGCAGAAGUCAAAUCCGCUGUUAAACAAUCCAAUGGAGAGUCAUCAGACAUCGCUGCAAUCAAACGUACUAACAAUUGCUGGAACUGUGGUCAACCGUACAAUGGAAAACAUCGUCGUUACUGCCCAGCAAUCGGCGCUAACUGCAAUAGGUGUGGAAAAAUAGGACAUUUCCAAAAGUUUUGCAAGGGAGAAAAAAAGGAAACCCGCUCGGAGCAGCCUGCUGUCGCCAAGCCGGCAAAGUCAUCGGAUCACAAGUCAUCAGAAAACUCUGUUAAAAGCGUCAAUUGGGGCGAGCUAGAGUAAAUUCUAAUUCUGGUGCUGGUGGAGGUAGAAACAGAUGAAUGAAAGCGUUACUUAUACAGGACCAGAGCGUUCAAUUUAAGCUGGAUACAGGAUCGGAUGUCAAUUGCAUUCCAAUUGGUCUCAUUAAAAGAUUAAACAUUCCGAUUGACUCAUCUGGGAGUUUUACUGUCACUGACUAUAAUUCAAAUGCCAUAAAAGUUUAUGGCGAGGCUUCAAUCGCAUGUAUCGAUCCUGAUCGUAAAUCAAGUCAUGUCGCGUCGUUUCUAGUUGUCGAUAAUAAGUGCGAACCGCUACUGGGGCUGGAGUCUUGUAUCUCGUUUAAUUUAAUUCAACGACUCAACGCUGUUAAUGCAUUAUACAACCUUCCUUCUGAUGUCGAAACAUUUGUACAGGAAAAUAAAGACAUCUUUGAGGGUCUAGGCAGAUUCCCAGGCACCUGCUCGAUCAUCCUCAAGGAUGGCGCUACACCUUCAUUGCACUACAAGAAACGGGUUCCCCUGAGUCUCAUUGACCGGCUAAAGGCACAGCUAUCGUCUAUGACAGAACAGGGCAUCAUCAGUGCGGUGGACUAUCCAACAGACUGGGUAAACAACAUGCAAAUAGUUGAAAAACCUGAUGGUUCCCUACGGAUCUGCCUUGAUCCUAAGCCACUCAACAUGUGUAUCAAGCGAGAACACUUUCUAAUACCAACCGCCGAAGACAUUGUGAGCCAAUUAUCGGGUAAACAUAUCUUUACUGUACUUGAUCUUAGUAAUGGAUUUUGGCAAAUGGAGCUUGAUCGUAAGAGCUCUGAUCUGACUACAUUUAUGACGCCUUUUGGACGCUUUCGCUGGAAUCGCGUUCCGUUCGGACUCAACAGCGCACCAGAAAUGUUUCAGAAGAAAAUGAUUCAGAUAUUCGGAGAUAUUCCGGGUGUUAAAAUAUAUUUUGACGAUAUAGCCAUUUCGGGAUCUGAUUUAGUAGAGCAUGAUUGCACACUUGCUGCAACGGGCUAG